UCUAAGCUUAAUACUCGACAAACCGUCUAUAGAACAAAACGACACAAUUCCAAGACUCGGAAUAUGCUGCGCUAGCAUCGUCAAUUGCCGCCCCGAUUCAAUAUGGCAGUUUCACCUCUCAUUGUCCCAUCAGCGGGCUCUGGCGAGAGAAGUGCAAGCAGAUCGAAGCUCUCAAGCGCCGUCCCCAGUGGCAAUGGGACACCUUCUGAUGGUCCAGCUGCAAGUGCCGGCACGACUUAUGAUUUAGCAGAGCAGAUGAACGAAAAUGAGAGAUCUAAAUAUGUCAAAGGCAAGAAGCUCGGAGAGGGAACAUAUGCCAACGUUUAUCUGGGCCACCUGAGGACCGAUCCCAAGGUUCUCGUCGCUAUCAAAAAAAUUAAAAUACAAAAAGAAUACACAGAGGGAAUGGCACCCGAUGCCAUCCGCGAAUUGAAGCACCUCCAAGAAAUCUCCCACCCUAAUGUAAUAUCUCUCCUCUCAGUAUUCUCUUCUAAAGACCAAAACCUGAACCUCGUCCUCGAAUUCUUACCCCUCGGGGAUCUUGAAAUGUUGAUCAAAGACGUUGAUGGCGUACGGUACGGUGCGGCCGAUAUAAAAGCUUGGAUGGGCAUGCUCAGUCGAGCCAUCUGGUUUUGUCACGAAAACUUCGUUCUACACCGCGAUAUCAAACCAAACAAUUUGUUGAUUGCCGCAGACGGAGAGGUCAAACUUGCAGAUUUUGGUUUGGCGAGAAAUUUCGCAGAUCCCCAGCGAACUAUGACAUCGAAUGUUAUCACACGUUGGUAUCGACCACCUGAGCUGUUGUUCGGCGCCAGGCAUUAUUCCGGCGCUGUGGAUAUCUGGUCAGUCGGACUUGUAUUUGCCGAAAUGCUUUUAAGAAUUCCAUUUCUAGGUGGUGAAACUGAGGUUCAUCAGGUCUCUCUAAUCUGUCAAGCUAUCGGUACACCAACUGAAGAUAAUUGGCCGGGAGUCACCAAAUUACCAGAAUACACAGUGCCCGACCCACCAAACCCAGUAGCUCCACGAGAAAACUAUUUGGGCAUGUUUGGAACAGCUGGGCCGGAGGGAGUAGAUUUGUUAAUGAACAUGUUGAUACUGGAUCCCAGUAAAAGAAUCACGGCGAGGCAGGUUUUAGAACAUCCUUGGUGGGCAUCAGAUCCUAAACCUACAAAAAAUCAAGAUCUUCCAAAGAAGAGAGGUGGCGAGGAAAAGAUGGGAGAGGAUUUGAAGAGGAGACCAGGACUAGUAGAUGAUGAUCGGACGAGUAAGGUAGCGAGGAAGUUGGAUUUUUCUUCUAUGAGGUAAAGUUUUUGGGUCACCAAACAUUACGCGGCGUAUAUUGUCACCUGGCGUCAAGGAUGAGGCGUCAAGGAGGAUUGGAAAGUGGACUUUGCAGACAAGGAGGCAAGAGAGCCUGUUCGUGAAGCUUCUAUCGAAAGAUUAGACCUCAAUAGAGAACAGACGUGCACCUCUUGCUCUCGCUGGUGGUACUAGAUCUGAGUACAAAGAAGUUGCAUUUGAUGCUGCAUUCGUUCUUCUCCCAGAACCAGCUACAGAAAGUACUGAAUCUACUGGAACAGCGCAAGAGUGGAAACUAUAUAGUCAUUAUAAUAACAAUGAAAUUUAUUCCAUCAUAUUCAUUGGUCUC
This is a messenger RNA of Botrytis deweyae, 1648 nucleotides long. RefSeq lists its product as uncharacterized. Gene Ontology annotation, cellular component: nucleus; transcription factor TFIIK complex; transcription factor TFIIH holo complex. Lineage: Eukaryota; Fungi; Ascomycota; Leotiomycetes; Helotiales; Sclerotiniaceae. The transcript is spliced from 2 exons. The coding region runs from base 103 to 1305 and encodes 400 amino acids. Gene Ontology annotation, molecular function: RNA polymerase II CTD heptapeptide repeat kinase activity; ATP binding; cyclin-dependent protein serine/threonine kinase activity. Gene Ontology annotation, biological process: protein phosphorylation; positive regulation of transcription by RNA polymerase II. The record is from RefSeq and is a predicted model, not a curated record.